AUGACAAUCACCUCAAAUCUUCAACAUUUGAUUGUACAGUGUUCCGGUAACAUUGGUGGUAUGAAAGUACCGUCGGUAAAGUUGGAAGUGGACGGUGAACUUAUUUUCCUAAAACGACUCAUCCUCCCAUACGGUCAACGGGAAGGUGUCCCAAAAGCAUUACAGAAAAUGGAGCAGAAUGGUGCGAUAAGCAAAGUUGAAUCCAGUGCCUGA
This is a messenger RNA of Echinostoma caproni, 213 nucleotides long. Lineage: Eukaryota; Metazoa; Platyhelminthes; Trematoda; Plagiorchiida; Echinostomatidae. The record is from the annotation of a GenBank genome assembly.